UUCCGGGCCUUCUGCGGACUGUCGUUUUGGUUGGGGGUGUUCCCCUUCCUCCUCGUCCUUUCGGCGAGGUAGGAUAGGGGAAGUGUCGCGGGCGGCGGAGCUCUCGCGCGGAGGCUCGCCUGGUUUCCUUCCACUGCGAGGGCAAAGGCCGAGAGGAAGACGUCGGGCCCUUUCAAUGGUAUUUCCAUCCCAGCAGAAAAACAUGACAGACGGCUGGGUAGACUGUCCUUCCUUGGGCCCUGGCUGGCAGCGUCGUGAAGUCUUGCGCAAAAGUGGAACAAGGAGUGGACUGUCAGACACUUAUUACAUAAGCCCCAGAGGAGAGAAGAUCCGCAGCAGAGUGGAGCUGAUGAGAUUGCUAGGAUGUUCACGGGACCUGACUGAUUUUGAUUACAAGAAAGGCAUUUUUGUUGAGCCAAGCACAGAGCCCCUGCCCUCACCGCCCCUCUCACCUACUGAAGGAAGUCCUCAGAGGGUCAAAAAGGGUGGCAAAAAGCGCCUACUGCCUCUGGCAGCAGCCACCUCGUCACCCAAGAAGCCACUUGAUCUGCAGGUGUUUCCAGAGCCUCAGCCUUCUGCGGGACAGGAGCUUCUGGACCAGGAACCUCCAAAGCUGGAAUUAGAGUUUCCAGGAGAGGACCAAACCAAUAUGCAGAGUCCACAGCCGGAGCCUCCUGUUACUGGGGAUCAGCUGGCGCCAAAGCCCCGCAAGCGACGUUCUCGGAAGCAUCUUCCCCCCAUUCCUUCUGCAGGGAAAAUAGAAGACGUGACAUUGCAGGAGAGCAAUCCAGAGGAAGCCAUAGCGUGCUGUGCUAGCUGUCAGGGACAGUUCCCAGAAGUGAUGCUGCCAUCUCAGAGACGUUGUCGGUGGCUCUGCCCAGACUGCAGAGCUCAGAGAAGAGCUUUUAACAGGGAGCAAAGAUAUUAUAAGCAAAUUGGCUGUGGUGUGUGCCAGGCCUGCCAGAUGUCUCAGGACUGCGGCAUCUGCAGUGUGUGUGUUCUGCGAGCCAAAAGCCCCAAGCUCCACAUUGGCAUCAAAUGCUUGCUACGCCGAUGCUUGAAGAUUGUCAAAAAGGGCCUUGAGUGCGGCAUGUGUCAGGCUUGCAAGAUAACUGAGGACUGUGGGACCUGUGUUAUCUGUUUGAGGAGGCAGAGACCUGGCAUGAAACGUCAGUGGAAAUGUCUCAAGCGCCGUUGUCUCAAACGAAAGAAAAAAAUCCCACCCAAGAAGGAUAGCUGCAGCUCGAAGAAACUUGUAGUAGAAGCAGAUUCAGCAAAGGAUUUCUUCACCCCAAAACAACGUGGGCAGAAAAAGCCAACAUUAAUUACAGAUGGGUCCCCUCCUAAGGCCCAGUGGGUCCCAAAGCGACACCACAAGAGGCUGUCAGCUGCACCAGUGGUUCCCACAAGAUGGAAACCUACCAUACAAAGGGAUCCUGGAGGCAAUCCUAUUGUCAGGCGUAGGAAGAAGCAAUUGGGGGUGGCGAAAGAGAGGAAGAAAGUGGGCCGACCUCCCAAGCAUCCUGUGGCUAAACUCAACAGUGUGCAGUCUUCCAAAAGUCGGCGAAGCCGGAAGUGUGGUGAAUGUGAAGCCUGUCUGCUGAAAACAGACUGUGGCCGCUGUGAUUUCUGUUGUGACAAGCCCAAGUUUGGAGGGCAGAACCUCAAGCGCCAGAAGUGCCGCUGGAAACAAUGUCUGCAGUUUGCAAAGGAAUCCUCUUCAACCACUGAGUGGACUGAGGUGCCCAAGUCCCUGGGCUUAGAGAAGCCUAAGCAACAGGAGCAGCAGCAACAGCCACCACCAGUGGAGCUGAAGAAGGAACCAGAGAAAACCGUCUCCUUUGCCUCCCAAGAACCUACAGAGGAGUGCUCCAUCGUGCCACCGCAUAUCAAGCAAGAGCAAAAUGUACCUCGCCACCCCAUCCCACACACCUGGGUCCUAGGAAAGGAUCCAGUUACCAAACUGCCUGCAGUCAAUCUCCUUAUUGCCACCUCUCCCAAAAUCAAGCAAAAACAUGCAGAACCAGGUGGGGAUUGCCAGUCAUCCAAUGACUCUCCGGUAUCAGCAGGACUCCCCCAAUUUAAGAGGCUAUCAGGAACACCAAGCACAGAAGUGGUAGUUCUGGAUGAUCCAGAAGACAAUGCAGUGGGACCAUUGCAGCAAAUGCACCCUCCAGUGAUCAUGGAGGUCUACAGCCUGGGUGGUGUGCAGCCUCUCUCCCAGUUGGACAGUGUCUUGCGAGAGUUCUUGGCUGAGCUGAAUGAGAUCCCACUCCCUGCUCAUUGGGAAGUGUUGCCUCCACUGGGCAGCCCAGACCUGCGUCUCGUCCAGCGCUCGAAACACUCCACCAUGUCUGCUGCAGUCAUUCACAUCCGCCCAGGCCUCUUCUUCCACGUGGUGGUGCAAGACCUGCCGGUGCCUCAGGAACAUGAACUUUACGCCAGCCACCCAGCCCGCCUGACCACAGUGGAUGAGGUGGUGGAACUGAUCUGUGACCUGGAGGCCUACCGACUUUGUUCAGGUUGGCCUGCAGGGUGGCAUGCUGGAGAACGGUCUGAGGCCUGUGAUGUUCUUGUGUAUUCAGGCUGCUGUCCGCAGUGCCGUCUCAACCCCUGGCCGUCAGGAAGCGGCACUCGCUGAGAACCAAGCUGGGCAAGGGAAUUUGGGGACAGCCUCGGCCCUCUGGUCUGAGAAUGGGCAGACAUUUAAUUUUGACACUGGAAAUGGCUUGGAUUUCUAAAAGGAUCAUUCCUUGCCAUAGUUUCAUUUUUUUUUCUCAUGUUCAGUAGCUUGGCACAAAAAAAUAUAUUCCCCUUGUUGUUGUCUUCUAUCUCGCUUUUCCCCCGGUAACUCGCUUCUGCAUUUCUGGUGUUAAGAGAAGUUUCUUCGGAAGACUAAAUUCCGGGCUUGCUUCAGCCAUUUGCUCAUUUCCUGCAAGAGUGUUACAGGGUGGAUAGCGCACAUCACAGCAACUUGUGCUGACCACCAGUUUUGGGCACUUUUAAAACUUUAUGUGCUUGGCAAUGUAGUGUUAUAGGUUGAUAUGAUGGGCAUGUGGAGGUGGUUAUUGCAUCAGUUUGGGAUCUUGUUUCCAUUGUCUUUGCUUGCCUGGCCCCACCCUGUCAUAUCCAGCACUGUCCUGGAGAACUAUAGAUCCAUAGUAUGAUCUUCACCGGACCCAGGAAGAAUGGGAUUUUAUAAUAGAAUCUCCUUCUUGAUAAGAAUCCCUGUGGUCAAGACAUUUUCCCACACAUGUUUAGAACUUGAAUUGCCUCAGGCAUGUUUUCCUUUGUUCAGUGUUGUGUAGCUUGGAUGGUGAAUUCUGUCUGAGGACCAGCAAGACUUACGCUCUGGGAGCAGUAAAGGUCCCACAAAGGUUGCUUGAGAGGAAGUGGCUGAGUGGCCAUUCUAUAUGCUGAGAGAUUCCAGCAUGUUCUGUUCAGGGAAGUUCUACAGAAGCCAUAGCUGUAUGUCACUUGCUAACUUGUGGUUUUGUUCCAUGUCUUCCUUCAGUGUAGCUGGUGGCAGCGACAACAGCAACCCCUGCCCGCCCCUCCCCCAUGCCUUUUGCAGUCCGUCUGUCUUUCCUGAGGUGUGAUAUUUUUUUCUUUCAGAAGGAAAGAAUGAAACUGUCCUCAAAGAGUUGUCAAAUCAGAACUGGCCUCUAUUUUUUUUUAAUGUAUUAAAAAUUUGAAAGAGCAA
Messenger RNA from Candoia aspera, 3703 nucleotides. RefSeq names its product methyl-CpG binding domain protein 1 (gene MBD1). The transcript is spliced from 19 exons. The record is from RefSeq and is a predicted model, not a curated record. Gene Ontology annotation, molecular function: DNA binding; zinc ion binding. Lineage: Eukaryota; Metazoa; Chordata; Lepidosauria; Squamata; Candoiidae. Bases 176 to 2641 code for a protein of 821 amino acids.